Messenger RNA from Adineta ricciae, 948 nucleotides. The record is from the annotation of a GenBank genome assembly. Lineage: Eukaryota; Metazoa; Rotifera; Eurotatoria; Adinetida; Adinetidae.
AUGACGCUAACGAAUAUCAAUCGUGCAAUCGAAGAUCCAUUCAAUCGAUACAAAAUGCCGAAACUUGUCGUUCAAGUGAUCAAAGAACGAAGUUCUUUUCGAACGAUUUUGGUUAAUCUAUCAGAUAUCGGCAAAGCUCUUCGUCGCUCACCACAGUAUAUCAUCAAAUAUUUGGCUUUAGAAUUAAAUUCCUCGAUGAAAGUCAAUAACCAUUCGAAUCAAUACAUCAUUCUAGGAAAUUACAAUCCGGAAACAUUACAAAAUGUGUUGGAUGGAUUUAUUAAACUAUUUGUCUUAUGUAAAACUUGUGAAAACCCUGAAACAGAUUUAGAUUGCGAUGAGAAGGGACUUUGUCAACGAUGUUGUGCUUGUGGUAGUACAAGAGAAAUCACAAUCGAAUGCCAUGAAUUAGUGAAAUUUAUUCGUCAAAAUUGGUCGGAAGAUGAAAAGAAGAAGAAUCAGUACUAUUGGAAUCAAAUAAUCAGUUUUCCAGAAGAAAUCGAUGAAAUUUCUUCACAGAGUAUUUCUUCUGAUGAAGAUUGGGAUGAUGAUGAUGAUGAACAAUUCGUUGCUUUAUUUCAAAGAAAGAAAUUGUCGGACCAAUUGAAUGACUUGGUUUCAAUUGAAGAAUUAAUCAACGAAGCAAAAAGAUUGAACAUGACGACAAAGGCUCCGUGUCUCAUCGCGAGAAACUUAUUUACAAAGGAAAUUCUCAAAGAAAUUGAUGUAUAUGAGGUGUUACUAUCUCAUUUUUGUCAAAAUCAUGAACAACAAUACUCGUUAUUAGACGGAAUCGCAAUGUUCAUCUGUUCGAACGAAGAAAUUCACGAAAUCUUCUCGAACGAAAAGCAAAUUUCCACGAUUUUUUAUAAAUUAUACGAAAAAGACCUGAUCGACGAAGACGUUUUCUACGAUUGGAGUCCAAUCGAACAAUUCAGAAGACCAUAG